AUGUACAUUGAAAGUUCAAUCAACGAAAAAUACAUUCGUACAUUGAAUUUUGGGUGUUUCCCUAAAAAUGUGUUGGAAUUCCAACAAUCACAAGAUUAUUUCCAACAAUUAAUAUUUAUUGAUUAUCAAUUACAAUUAUUAAUAGAUAAUGAAUUUUUUCAAAACGAAUUAUUGCCCAUUUCAUUAUUAUCAGAGAAUAAUGUAUCAGCUAAUGAAAAAUUACAACAAUUGAUCAAUUAUUCAAAUUCAAUAAGUUUGAAUUAUGAAAAUACUCCAAAAAGUUACGACGAAAAAUUGUAUUAUGCUACAUUAAUGUCACAUUUAUACUAUUUACAAGAUAACUUAUUUGAGGUGAAUAAACAUUUGAAUUUGGUCAAAGUAUCUUAUCAAGCAAGAUCUAAUAAUCAAAUCGAAACAGUAUCUUCAGCAUCAUCAGUUAGUUUCAACCAAAUUGAAUUUAUAGAGUACUUAACAACCAGAUAUUAUGUUUUAUUUGGAUUGAGUGCGGGGAACAAUGGAGUAAACGUUUGGUUAGAAUAUUUACAAAAUUUUAAAACCCCAUUCAAUAAGUCCCAAGUAAUUGCUAAUCAUUGGCUAGAUUUGUUAUUCGGUAAAUUAGCUUUGGAAUUAUCUCAGCAGGGGACUAUUCCGUUUUCAUUUAUCAAUCAUGUAAAGAAUUUGUCAUUGUCUAAAAACAAAUUGGCUUUGAUUGCAUUUUCAAAUUAUUUAUUACGUCCAGAAAAUAGUAGUAUAAUCAAUGCCUCAUUCAAACAGGAUUACACAGUGUUUUUGACUACAGAGAUUGAAGAAAGCAUUUUGGUUAAAAGUCAAUUUCCUAAUGCAAAUACAGCUAAUAACGAUGAAUCACAAGAUAUCAAUAAUUUUAUUAAUAAUCUUUAUGAAUCAUUAAGUUAUGUGCCAUUUAAUUUAUCUAUUUUGAAACCAUCACUAUCAAAACGUUAUCUUUUAAAUGCUACAUUGAAGACUUUCCAAAGCAAGAUUAUUUUAUCAAAUUUAAUCUAUACAUUAAUUGAUUUGAAUGAAUAUGACGAAGCUUUAGCAGCAUUCACCACCUAUAUUGAUUAUUUGGAAAAAGAUGAGGAAUUGAAAGAUGGGUAUAUUGACGAUAUAUUAUCAAUAAUCGAUACGUUUAGUACUUGUAUUAUCCAUUUCAACCCAUUGAAAAGUUUUAAAUCUAGUAACAAAUUUAAACAUAACGAUGAUUCAUUAGUUUUUCAACAAUUGAAAAAAUUUGUCACAUUAUUGCAAAAAUACUUGAAUGAACUUCAAAAAUUGAUAGAUUUAACGUAUGAUGAGGAAGAAGAAGAAGAAGAAAGUGGAAAUGGCAAUGGCAAAACCACUGCUGCAGGCGAUAAAAACCCAUUGUCAUUUCUUUAUCGUAAAUACAAUUUAAACAUUUUGCAAUCAGACAACACCCAAUUUAUUGAAUUAAUUUCAAAAGCUUGGUAUGCAAUUGGUUAUUACUAUUAUUACUUGUCGUCGUAUGAAUCGUCAAAUCAAAAUAUUUUACAACACAAUAUCUCAAUGGUUUUGAAAACUUACAAGAAUAGUUUAAUUGUUAAUUCGACAGGUAAUGUGCUUUAUUUGUUUAGUUAUGCCUUGGCAUUAGCUAAUUCUGGUUCUUUAAAACCAGCAUUAAAAUUGAGUAAAUUUAUUUUAAAAAAAUUCCCAGAAUCGUUCAAGACAUGGAAUUUGUUGGUAUUAUUGUUGUCUAGUUUUGACAAUGAUAAUAGCGAUACCAAUAAACCCAUUGCAAGCCAUACUAGUGUGAAUAUUUUACCCGACGAAUUAACAAAUGGAAAUGGCGCCAAUGGUGGCUUAACAGCAAAUGGCAGCAACGAUAAUAAAUCUAAAUUGAGAGAACCAGAGAAAUUUAUUAGCAAGGCAUUGAAUAUUGCUGGAUUAUAUAUUUUAAAACAUCGUCAACGUAAUAUUAAAUUGACGGUCGAAACCAAAUAUGAAAUCUUGCAAUUAAAAUUAACUCAAUUGGCAGUAUUAGAGUCGAUUCAUGGAUCACAAUAUAUGAUUGAUUAUUUAUCUGAAGUGUUUGUGUUGUAUCAUGAAUUGUUUGAAGUCAAUUUGAGUAGCAAUAGUAAUAAGAAUGCAGCAAUUCAAUCUUCGAGACAAUUUGGAGCUUCUGAUAAAUGGUCACAUCGUCCAAGUUUUAUUGAUCCUUCUCCUAAUGCGAAAAAGAAUCCACACCAUAGUAACAAAGAAAUAGAUGAGUUGCAAUUUUUUGAUGCACCCAAGUUACUGAUUAAUAAUGAUGGUGAUUCGAUUACUGAGUUGAAUAAGAAACAAAGUAGAACUGGGUCAAUCAGUGGUGGUAGCAGAGUCGAAAAAUUGAAAAGACUCUCUACAACUAUUUCAUCAAAAGAGGGACCAAUUAGCAGACGAGGGUCAUUACUUUAUAAUAGUGUUCAACAGAAAAUCCGUAAAUCUGAUUCCAAAUCUACAGUGAACAAAUCUUUUGCAGUAGAUAAUAGUGGAUCACAACAGCAGCAACUAGAAGACGAAAAUUCACAUUUUGACCAACCAAAAUUGCCAUUACAUCCUCCGGAGCAACAUUUAUCAAAACCACUGAAACCAGCAUAUAUCAAAGACCCACCACGUCGUCAACAUGAUAAUUUAAUUGAACGGAAAAUAUUACAACAAGUUUGGUUAUGGACGGCAAGAGUAUUUUUGAAAGUUGGAUUAAUUGAUGAAUGUGAACAAUGUAUUGUUGAGGCGGAAACUAUUUACGAACCUAAUUUUAAAACGUAUACUGCUUUGGGAUUUUUAACUAGUAAAUCAAGAAAAUUUUUAUCAUUACAAGAAUUUGAACGAUCAUUAGAGAUAUUAACCAAGAAAGAUAAUUCAUUGUCGUCAUAUAAUAAAUACAAUAGUAAAUAUGAUUAUGGAUUAACUUUAUUGGGAUUACUGAAAUUAUUUUUAAUUGAUGAUGACCCUAAGAAUUCAUUAUUUAUAUCGACCAAAGAUUUGAAUUCAGGAAUAAUUCGAUUGAAAAAUUUAUUAGAAGAUUAUUCAUUGACUUGGCCCUAUGGAUAUAAUAAUCCAGAAAUUUGGUUUUAUUUAAGUAAGAUUUAUGAAUUUAUUGAUGAUAAAAUAUUAUUGACAAAAAGUUUAUGGAGAUGUAUUGAAUUGGAAGAUAAACGACCAGUUAGGGAAUUUAUAUUUGAUGAGCUUUAA
Candida dubliniensis CD36 is the source of this 3210-nucleotide messenger RNA. RefSeq lists its product as uncharacterized. The transcript has a single exon. Bases 1 to 3210 code for a protein of 1069 amino acids. The record is from RefSeq and is a predicted model, not a curated record. Lineage: Eukaryota; Fungi; Ascomycota; Pichiomycetes; Serinales; Debaryomycetaceae. Gene Ontology annotation, molecular function: protein binding.